AUGUCUGAGGCUGAACGUAUUUCCCUGUUUGAAUCGAUUGGUCUUACUCCACAACGCGCCAGAGAGACAGCCAAGAACAGUAAACUGGCAUCCACCUUUGAACUCGUCAUUACAGAGGCUGGAUACUCAAACACUGGUUGCGAUAAGGCUACAGGAGCUUUGCUCUAUGCACUUGCUUCCACAAUAACCAAAGAUGCAACUCCUCAUUUGGGAUAUAUCUCGCGGGCUAUAUGUAGUAAAAAAUUGAACACGGCGGACCAAGUCGCUGCCGCUAUAAGAUUUACGGCGAAUAAUCCCGAAACAAUUGAUGAUUCUAAAUUCAAUGAAUACUGCGGCGUUGGCGUAACCGUUACACCAGAGCAAAUUAGCGAAGCCGUUAGUGAUCUUAUUGCCUCAAAUAAAGAUGCUCUUAUAAGGGACAGGUAUAAAAUGCUCGGACGAUUACUAGCUGAAGCAAAACAACUCCCUUCUCUAAAAUGGGCUGUUGGCGUCGCCGUCAAGGAGGAAGUAGAAAAGCAAGUCUUGGCUUUAAUCGGACCCAAAGAUGAACGAGAUGUAGUAGUCAAGAAAAAGAACAAAAAAGAAAAAGAAAACAAUGCUCAACCCUCCGCAGCACCAAAGAAGACUACGAGCAGGAUCCCAACAAUGUUUCUGGAAGGAGAGCUUGCUAAGUUGCAUAAACCAGGUGGUAACAAGCAAAUUAAGCCCGAGAUCAUGGAGGAACAUCUUAAAGCAACUGGAGGAAAAGUAAUAACACGGUUUCCACCCGAACCUAAUGGAUAUCUCCAUAUCGGACACGCCAAGGCUAUUAACGUAAAUUUUGGAUACGCGCUGGCUAAUAACGGUGUAUGCUAUCUCAGAUAUGAUGAUACAAACCCUGAAGCCGAAGAAGAGCGUUAUUUCAUAUCGAUCAAAGAAACAGUAGAAUGGCUUGGAUUUAAACCAUGGAAGAUUACCUACGCGUCAGAUAAUUUCGACAAAUUAUAUGAAUUAGCAGUUGAACUGAUAAAGCGUGACAAAGCUUACGUAUGCUUUUGUACACCCGAAGAAAUGCAUGAGAUGCGUGGUGGGGACAACGGUGGAGCGCGUCGAGAGUGCAGUCAUCGUAAUCGACCUAUAGAAGAGUCUGUGGCGGAUUUUGUCAAAAUGAAGGAAGGAAGAUUCAAGGAAGGUGAGGCUACUCUGCGUAUGAAAAUGGACAUGCAGAGUGGUAAUCCGCAGUUUUGGGAUCUUGUUGCUUAUCGGGUUAUGUAUAAGCCUCACCAUCGCACUGGUGAUAAAUGGUGCGUUUAUCCGACAUAUGAUUUCACUCAUUGCUUGUGUGAUUCGUUUGAGAAUAUUACGCACUCGUUAUGCACGCUUGAAUUUCGCAUGUCGCGUGAUUCAUAUUAUUGGUUAUGUGAUGCAUUAGAAGUGUACAAGCCUGUUCAGUUUGAGUAUAAUAGAUUGAACAUCAACAAUACGAUAACGUCUAAACGCAAGAUUGCAAAACUUGUUAACGAAGGUUAUGUGUUUGGCUGGGACGAUCCGAGGCUUUAUACAUUACUGGCGCUUCGACGUCGAGGUGUUCCUCCUGAAGCUAUUAAUGGCUUUGUCCAAGAUCUUGGUGUAACUACUACUUCAAAUACUACCAUCCAAGUCUCGCGCUUUGAGAAAUAUGUCCGCGAUUAUCUGGAUGAACAUGCGCCGCGGUUAAUGGCAGUCAUAAAUCCAUUGAAAGUAAUAAUCGAGAAUCUGCCUGACGAUCAUCUUGAAGAAUUGACCGUUCCGUUCAAGCCCAGAGAUCCUUCAAUGGGAGAGCAUUCCAUACCCUUCACAAAAGUCUUAUACAUUGAUCAAUCGGAUUUCCGAGAACAAGAUUCUCCUGAUUACUUCCGCCUUGCUCCAGGAAAAACCGUUGGCCUUUUAUAUGUUCCACAUCCCAUUACAUGUAUAGACGUCAAGAAAGAUGUAGAUGGAAAUAUCGUUCACUUGGUGUGCAGAUAUGAUAAUGGUCCAGAUAGGACGAAACCCAAAACAUAUAUUCAAUGGGUCAGUGAAUCUUCAAAACACAAAUCUCCCAUUAAACUUGCAGAAGUGCGGGUAUAUAGUCACUUAUUUAAGUCUGAGAAUCCAGUAUCAAAUCCAGAUGGAUUCUUGGCAGACAUCAAUGAAACUAGCCUUGAUAUUGCGAAAAACUCUCUUAUUGAAAUUGGAAUGCGGGAUGUGAUUGAUAGUGCAUUGAAAUCUAAGCCAUGUUUAGAAAAUGUUCGAUUCCAGGCACUUCGAGUAGGGUAUUUCUGUUUAGACAAAGACACGAUUUUAAAGGAGGCUGAGGGUGAAGAGCGACUUAUUCUUAAUCAGAUUGUCACUUUAAAGGAAGAUCCAAAGAAAAGCUAA
Paraglomus occultum is the source of this 2379-nucleotide messenger RNA. Lineage: Eukaryota; Fungi; Glomeromycota; Glomeromycetes; Paraglomerales; Paraglomeraceae. The record is from the annotation of a GenBank genome assembly.